Messenger RNA from Stylophora pistillata, 7342 nucleotides. RefSeq names its product 3'-5' exoribonuclease HELZ2. The record is from RefSeq and is a predicted model, not a curated record. Gene Ontology annotation, molecular function: ATP hydrolysis activity; RNA nuclease activity; RNA binding. Lineage: Eukaryota; Metazoa; Cnidaria; Anthozoa; Scleractinia; Pocilloporidae.
CUCAAGAAAUGGACGAAAUAAUUCAGGCUUUUGUCCAAAAAUGCGAAGAAACACUAAAAAUGGACGCAGAACGCAAAUCGAUUUUUGAGGACUCCGAAUUCCCUUCCCUUCAAGCGGUGAAAGACUUGAAACAGCAACCAAUCGAGCACAUGCAACGCCCUGUAUUCAAUGGCGGUGCCGACAUAAAAGACCUGUUCCCAGAGGUACGAGUCAUAAAUGGCCGUAUUGAAGUGCGUCUAACCAACCUUGGCUUUUACAGUUCCCCUUCCGAAAGAGCUAAACGAAUCAUGAUUUCCUCAGAGCAACAGGAUUUUCUUGAUCCCUCUGUCUUAAUGCAGCUGAUUGCAGAUGAACCCGAGAAAUACAUUGUCUGCAAUCUUCGUCUUAGUCCCGAAAAGUCGCAUGUGGGCUAUGCAGAAGUAGAAGAUACCAAAACACCAUCUAUUUAUAUCAAAGGAAAGCUCCGUCAAGCAUUCGAUAGAGACAAAGUUGUUAUAGAACUAGCUGAGAGAAAAACCCGUUCAAAGGCCGAUGAAAAUGAGCCAGCAGUCCAAGGAAGAGUUGUUGGUGUACUUGAACACAUAAUAAGUCCACACGAACGUCAGUAUGUAUGUACAACAGAUUACGCACAUCCUUGGGUGAUGGUACCCAUCAACAAAGCAGCCACUAAACUGGUCAAUCUUACAGACAAGACUUGUAGGGAUAUUCCAAUGUACAAAAAGGAUCACAACGGAAGAGCUAUCAAAGUAAGAAUGUUUAAAAGCGAGAAAGUCCUCAGUGGGAAGUACCUCUUUGUUGUAAAAUACCUUCAGUGGAGAAGAGACUUCUGCAACCCUCUUGGUAUCGUUGUGCGACCACUAUCGAAAGGACACGACUUGAAAAGUAGCAUGGAGAUUGCGUACGCUGAGCACGGAGUAAGACGAGAAUUUAAAGAACAGACUUUAAAGUAUGUAGAUGACAACUUUCCUCCAGGAUGGUAUAUUCCUGAAGUAGAACGCAAUGAUCGCACCCAGGUUUUUGAUGCAAUCACCAUUGAUCCUCCCACAUCCCUGGACCUUGACGAUGCCUUGACGAUAGAGAAUGUGUCACCCUCAACGUUCUUCUUAGGGAUACAUAUUUCCGAUGUCAGUUUCUUUGUUAGACCAAACACUCCAUUAGAUGAUGAAGCGUUCUCACGUUGCACCUCAUACUACCCCGCCAACGGACAUGAUAAUGUUCCUAUGCUUCCGCGCCAACUUAGUGAGAAUUUUUGCAGCCUUCUCCCCAAUGAGGACCGUCUAGCAGUAUCGGUAUUCGUGACCAUAAACGAAGAAGGAAAACUAGUCGGCGAGCCACAGAUAAAACGCACAGUUGUUCGAUCCUGUUGUCGGUUGAGUUAUACUGAGGCACAGAUAAUCAUUGACGAAAAAGAUACGGGCACAUCAGGAAUUUCAGAGGACAUAAAGGGGAAGGUCAGGCAGCUAAGUUCCUUGGCCCAAAAGAGAAGAUUUCAUCGCCUCCGAGAUCGAGCAUAUGAUCACUGGCAAAACGAGGGAAAUGACUUUGAGGCCCAUGAGCUAGUAGAAGAAUGGAUGGUUCUUGCAAAUGAAGAAAUGGCCAAAAUGUUGUCACGAAGGAACUCUGAAUUAACACUUCUGAAGAUACAACUGCCACCAAAAGAUCACAGACUAGCCGAAUGGAUUCAAAUGUACGGCAAGUAUACGAGAAUGUCACUUACGCUAUCUGCAACGUUAAAGAAUGAUACAACAAACGCUACACUAUUAGAAGCUUUUCAUGAUGAAAGCAUCAAGUUCAAAAUCCAGAGGCAAGUUUGGUGUGCAAUAUGUCAAGCAGUCGAGUCAAACGACUUGCCCACACUUCAAUACCUGAUUUGCAACGAGAGCCACCAUCCACAAAUUGCCACAGCUGUUUCACAGUUUCGACGUAUGCAGGCUGAAUCUCGAUGUGUCUGUGAAGGAGAGCAACCACCCGAGAAUAUUUACCACUACUCUCUCGGAAUACCUCGAUACACACAAUUUACGUCGCCAAUAAGGCGGUAUAUUGAUAUCGUGGUGCAUCGGCUACUAAUUGGUCUCGUAUUGACGCCUUCCAGCAGCUACGAAGUUAAUCUCCCCAAUAAAGAUGAUAUCAUAAAGGUGUGUCGACGUUAUACAUACAUGCAAGACAACGCACGGAAAUUUGAAAAGUAUUGCAGGAGGAUCCACAUGGCGACUCAGCUUCAACAACGGUGUCGUGAAACACAAGUUUUCAUUGAAGCUAUUCAGCAUCAGUCAAUGUGUCUCCAAAUCUUACACAAAGAAGAUGAUCUCUUGGCAAGCAAGGACAAAAGAAUAGCCCUCAGUCACCUUAAUUUACUGACCGUGGAGGAAAAAAAAGAAGCUAAAGGUGAAGAGCAAUCGAUAGUUCUCAAGUGGAAAAUCAGAAAGUAUGUGGCGCCAGAUUUCAAGAGAGACACCACAGAUUUAUCCAUUUCUAAAUACGGAGGCAUUGGCGAAGCGAUUGAAAUUCCUUCUGAUAUUUGGGUGUCUCUGUUAGAUAUGGUUCGAGCUAACGAUGAGGAGAAGCUAAUAGGUACAAUCAAGGAAGUAAAAGAAAAGCUAGGCGGCAUGCCUUCCAAUCGUGGAAAGGACACCUCAGCUCAAAGAAAGUCAUCUGGCCAGGUACAUGGAAUCCAUUACAAGCAUCCUCAUCACAAUGAAGGGGCACAGCCGUCAUCUGAGGGGACAGUAGACCAUUUUUACGAGAAGAAAGUCACACUCAGAAAAUACGAUUUCCUGUCUGUGCAGCUCUGUCCUCACAUGAUACGAGGAAUCAUCCAACCUGAUGUCCAGUUAUUUAAGGUAGAUUCUUACCUCAAUAUCUGUAUUGAACACCGUAAGCAUCCAAGGGAGUCAUUUUCGCACACAGCUCGACACCAAGCAUCAAGGGGACGGUAUGAAAGCAUCGAAGAGUACAUAGAGGCUUGGAAACCAGUUCUUGCAAUGGAGGCGGCGACGGAAGCGAUAAAGGAGAAUGAUAGUUUCACCAUUGAAAACCUUAACGUGCUUUGGAAACGUAAGGCUGAUAGUACAAGGGGAGAGUUUGAACUUCCUUCAAGCUACUGUGAUAGUCGACAGCUACAUUUCUAUGGGGGAGAUCUUGCAUGUAUCCGUAUGUCUUACUGCGAAACGUCACUUCCUUCAGGGGAAAGUGAAAGCCACGGAAAGUCCUCCAAAGAGAGUCUACAUUCUGAUUCAAGUGGCAGUGCAAGUGCAAAUGACUUUUGGGUGGCACAUUGUAUUAUUAGGAGUGUAAACUUUAUUAAAGAAAAACGGAUUGUAAAAGUUAAAAUGUACCUUCAUCAAUCGGCAUCAACCAUGCCAGAGGGAGUUUCCAAUGAAGAAAGCCACAGAUGUACUUUAGAACUCAUCCACAGAACACUUCCUCAAAGGCGAAUGUAUGCAGCGCUAGGCAGUUUGGAACACUCAUCUGAGCUUGUUCAUGCCAUUUGCAGAGGAGAAGAGCCAUCAAAAGAAAAUCAUGGCGAACUCCCCACGAGCCUGUUUUUGACACAGUUUGGUUUUAAGAGGUUGAAUACAUAUCAACAGGCCGCGGUCAAACAAGCACUCUGUCAUCCAUUCACGCUUAUACAGGGUCCACCAGGUACUGGGAAAACCGUAACAGGAGCACACAUCGCCUACUGGUUCGCAGAACAAAACAAGACGAAAAAGUCUUACAAGCUGUUGAAAAAACAGACAGAUGGAACUGAAUGCGAUGGAGUACACAAAUCACCACCUCAAGUUAUUUAUUGUGGACCAUCUAACAAGUCUGUGGACGUGGUUACAGAGCUCCUUUUGAAAAUACCAGAUUUGAAAGUUCUCAGGGUUUAUAGUGAUCAGAUUGAGCAGAAAGAGUUCCCAAUCCCAAACAAGUUGAAGCCAGCUCGAGAAACGAGGAGUGAUGACGAACUAAAAGUUUCCAGUGACCAAAUAAAGUCUGUAUCCCUUCACCACGUGAUCAGAGGUCCUGAAUGCCCUUAUUCAGAGAAGCUAAGGAAAUAUGAAGAGGGAUUUGCCCAUUGUAAAGCGAUGAAGGAAACGAUAGGCCAAGAGGAAGUCUCCAACUACUGCAAGAUCAUUGGACUGGCCGAAAAGUGGGCGCUUCAAGAGUCUCGAGUUCAAAUCAUUUUAUGUACUUGCGUAGCUUCGGGAAGUCCUAGGAUAGUCUCUUCUUGCGACAACAUCCAGCAAUGCAUUGUCGAUGAAUGUGGCAUGUGCAUGGAGCCUGAAUCACUCGUGCCUAUCACGUGCUCUAGAGCAAAACAAGUGGUUCUGAUCGGUGAUCACAAACAACUGCAACCUGUAGUACAAGACCAUGUUGCAAAGACACUUGGCUUGGGUGUGUCAAUGUUUGAGAGGCACUCUAAACGAGCUAUGAUGCUAGAACUUCAGUACAGAAUGCACGUUGGAAUUCGUGAAUUUCCAUCGAGACAAUUUUAUAAUGGAAAGCUACGUACUGCUGACGUGGUGAAGUCACGUGCUCCUAGUCCAGUUUCCUUUUGGCCCGCGCAAGUGCGCCGCCAAAGGAAACUACCAAUUGUGUUCUGUCACGUAGAAGGGCAAGAGGAGUCUGCUGCCAUAGCAACCUCAGAGAGCAACGAGGAGUCUAAGAGAAAUAUGAAAGAAGUUCAUAAAGCGGUUCAAAUAGCAAAACAUCUUGUUAACCGUUACGUGGCCCACGUGCAGAAGUCAGAUGUGGUUAUUCUGUCACCUUACAGAGAGCAGCGAAGCAAAAUCAGUGAACUCUUAAAGGGAGCGUAUGAGGAUAUCAAAGUUACAACAAUCACUAAAAGCCAAGGGACUGAAUGGGAUUACGUCGUUAUAUCUUUGGUUCGAUCGGUGAAGCGUGACGAAAUAGAUCCCGAGCCUUCCCUUUCUUGGCUUCGUGAACAUCUGGGUUUCUUGACUGAUGAGCAUCAGAUGAACGUGGGGCUCACUCGAGCACGUAGAGGACUCUGCAUUAUAGGAAACAAGUAUCUUCUGGAAUUGGAUCCUGCGUGGAAAAGAUUGUUACAGCACUACGAAGAUAAUGGCUGUCUUGUGAACGAGGAUUGGCCUUGGUCAUAACUGGGUGAACUUCGAGUCACAGAUUUUUUUUUUUAUUUGAAUUGAAAUGAAAUUUAAGUCGGGAGAGAAUUUUUACUCACGAAGCCAAGCCUUGACCAUUUUUUAUAUCAUCUUCCAGAGAUGCUAGUUUGAUUUGAGCACACGUUUUGUAGGUCAGGAGUAAAAAGAAAGGAAUUGAAAGGAUUACGGGGGACUUGGUGAGAGUGAGAGGAUAUUCGCAUUUCUCUUUCAAGCCAAGUUCUUUAUCUUUUUUUAGUUUAUUUUUUCAAAAAGCUAAUAUCAGGUUCUUAAAAGGAGUGUAAAAACAACCUAAGAAGGAUAAUUUUAUUCUCCAUUUAUCGCUUUAAAAUUGAGCAUCUAGUUUAUCCAUUAAUAAGAAUAGGCAUAAUUGCUUCAAAUCACAGGAGCAGAACUGGAUUUUCUCUCCAGGAAUAUAAGAUUGACAAUAAUUUUUCUGUAAUAAAACACCAGUGGAGAAGACAAAAUCUGGGAGCAUUAUGCCCAGUUCAGACGCCGUACUUCAGCCGUGCCGAAUCGAAUUCAACUUUAGGCCGACCUAAAUUAGUUAAUCCUGGCUGAAUUGAUUCAGACGCCGAACUUAUUUCGGCCAAAAUUAAUUAACUGAAGUAAAUUUGUGGCCGGGGCCGGCGCAGUGUUAUAAAAAACUGACGAGAGUUAUUUGAAUGGCAUGGUCGUUGUAAGGAAGUUUUAAGUAUUUUAUUUGGUCACUUCUCUAAAGAAGUACCUAAAUAAAGUGCGGCAGUUGAUAAGUAAGUGUUUCGGCGCGACCAAACAUAUUUCCUUGAAAUGUGAAAUUCCCAUAUGCAAUAAAUGUUCAAUUUUUGGAGAAAACAAAGAUUACCAUGCUGUCGCUUUUUUCGUUAUACGAUACACAAAAGAGGCGGGAAAGGACGUUGCUGAUGCAGAGGACAACGACAUCAUGACCAAAGAACCAACAGAGCGAAGAAUCAGUCAGUUCGAAAGACGUAGAAUAGGGCGCCCAUUCAAUAUCUGUCAGCAUCAUUUCACUCAGCCCGCCAAGCCGCCAUUUUUCCUCUGCAACACUCCUUUACGCGUGCUCAUAUGUAAAAACCACCAAUACAUUAUACUAAUUUCAAUAAUUUAUGCAUUUGAUUCGGCUCAUGUGGAGUACGGCGUCUGAAUCAAGGCCGGUCUACAGCCGUUCUUCCCGGCUGAGUCAGGCGGGAUUAAUUGACCGAGCCGAUCUAAAUUAAAUUAGCCGUUCCCAAUUGAUUCAGACGCCGUGCUUCACAUGAACUUAAUACGUUGAAUUCGAUUCGGCUCGGCUGAAGUACGGCGUCUGAACCGGGCCUUAGUAUUUUUUAAAUCACCGAGGGAAAUCAUCAUGCACACGGUUGAUAUGUGAUACGAGUUUUCACUUACCUACUGCAUUCCUUAUACAUAUGUAUGCUGUUUUUCCAAAGCAUUCUCUCCUUAUUACCACAGGAACUCGGGCAGUCAAAAGUGUCUCAUGAUUCAUCAAAUGACCUCAGUCUAUCAUAAAAGAUCAUGAUUAGUACAAGAAACUUUCUCUGGCAUAACAAUCACGAUUGACAGGAACACGAAUCUCAGUUAUAAGGGUCUGAAUGGGGUGAUGGCUUUUACGGCGAACAGUUAAAACUUUGAACAAGUUACAUACCUCCUCCCUAUGAAAGGAAAGGGUUUAGUUAUGUAGAUGAUAUGGUAAUGAGUGAUAGAGUCCUCCAUCGAAUUCGUGCUCCUAGCUUUAAGGUGGUGAUUGCAUUUGACAACGCACCACCCACCGCAUGUAUCGUUUUCUGGAAGGCGUGAUCUAGAUGGACACAAUUUAACCUUUUUCUAUGGCGAACACACCGUUUAACUAGUUUCAGUGAAGUAAUUCAGUUAAAAAGUAUUUGAUUACAGUACAAAGCCAUUUUGAAUAAACUUGAAGUUUACUAAAGAACAGUAAAAUCUUUUGUUGCAAAUAUUCAAAGAAUAGUGUGACGUUCGUCACGAAUCAAUUCUUAUUUAACGUGUGUUCAACGCAGUCGUUCACAGUGAGGCUAAUUAAUGCAGAAAGUCUUCCCACAAAAUAUAAAUAUAAGAUUUAUAUUUAUUCAGUACCAAUAAGUGUUUUAAGUAUCGUAACAGGUAAAUUCCCAGAGAAAUAAAACGGGGAGACAUGAUAAGAACUACAAUGUGAAUAGCAGCAUUUGCUUCAAAGAGAUUAAAGUGGCGCUAGAAUAUUUUCCGCA